AUGUGGUCCAACUUCUUUGUGCAGCAGGACGAGGAUGGGCGCAUUGGGGUGGCGGGGGCGGGCACAGCGGGGGGGUUGGCAGGUUUGGGGGGGAUGAAAGGUGGCAGGACACAGAGGCGGAGCCACAAGAUGAGUGACAGCAUGGAGGGAAAGAUCAAACUGGCCUUUUUCGUGGCAAUCAUCGGGGUGACCCUCACAGUGCUGGGCAUGGGCACAGAGUUCUGGGCGGAGCUGUCCCAGCCAAAGACUUUGAGUGGGAACCAGACGUGUCAGAUGGCCCAUUAUGGCCUGUGGAAGGGCUGCAUCCGCACACUCUGGGUAUCUGACAUCGACCCUGAGAGGACGAGCUGUGGGCCCCCUGAGCUGCCCGGAGAAUCCAACUGCACCUAUUUCAAGUUUUUCACAUCUGGAGAAAACGCAGUCAUCUUUAAGAAGACGACAAACAGAAAUCUGAACCUGGCGGCCGCCGUCCUGGCUCUGCUCAGUUUGACCAUGAUGGUGAUGGGCUCCAUCUGUAUCGGCAUGUCCCUCAGCAAAGGGGUGUCCUUCUUCCUCAAACCAGCUGCAUUCUGCUUCAUCCUCUCAGGGGUGCUGGUUCUACUGUCAGUGCUGAUCUUUCACCAGUCCGUCUUGGCUUUACUGGCCAGUGACCACUCCAUUCCCACCAGCCACAAGCUCUCCUGGUCUGUGGCGUGUGUGGGGUCGGCUGGAGCCAUCCUCAUCUUCGGGGGGAUCCUCUUCAUUCUCCUCUCCCUCCCCUACAGCCCCUGGCAAAAAUGUUUCCCUCAUAAGGACGGUGGUGCAACUUAG
Molecule: messenger RNA, 810 nt
Organism: Boleophthalmus pectinirostris (great blue-spotted mudskipper)
Lineage: Eukaryota; Metazoa; Chordata; Actinopteri; Gobiiformes; Gobiidae
Gene: cacng6b
Product: calcium channel, voltage-dependent, gamma subunit 6b
Exons: 4
Coding region: 1-810 (269 amino acids)
Biological process (GO): regulation of calcium ion transmembrane transport via high voltage-gated calcium channel
Cellular component (GO): membrane; L-type voltage-gated calcium channel complex
Molecular function (GO): calcium channel regulator activity
Source: RefSeq, a predicted model, not a curated record